Cylas formicarius (sweet potato weevil) is the source of this 1466-nucleotide messenger RNA. RefSeq names its product protein charybde-like. Lineage: Eukaryota; Metazoa; Arthropoda; Insecta; Coleoptera; Brentidae. The record is from RefSeq and is a predicted model, not a curated record. Gene Ontology annotation, biological process: negative regulation of signal transduction; apoptotic process; regulation of TOR signaling. The transcript is spliced from 3 exons. The coding region runs from base 242 to 724 and encodes 160 amino acids. Gene Ontology annotation, cellular component: cytoplasm.
ACGGCGAUGCGACAGACCCCGAACGACGUUCGGGUCGCCGAUUCGGAAGCCGGUUCCCUUAGUGGGGGACUGGAACUUAAUAAAUACCGGCCACAGCUGAUUUCCCCAACAGUUCUGCGAACAGCGUAAAGAAAGCGAGAUAGUGCGUAGGACCUUGUGGGGGAAAAAGCCGGCUGCCGGUUUUCUGCUGCUGAGUCAGAUAACUUUUGUGAUAAUUAGGUGUUAACAGUAAUCGGUUAAGAUGGAAGUUCUUCCGGUGACUAAUGAAACGUACAAUAAUGAAGAAGAAACUUGGGAUUACGAGUACCCAGAGUCGGAAGAGGCGGCUCUAAUAGAGGCCCUCUCGAAGAGGCUAGAGGCCGAGUUGCGCACAGCAAAGAGAACGCAUCUCUCAGUUGGAGAAGUCCUUCUGCCUAACGGGUUAACUCGCAGGAUUGCUCAAGACAUGUUCCACUUGGCGGACAGCGAGCCCUGCGGUCUGCGGGGGUGCGUCCUCUAUAUCCUCUUCGAGGGCAACGGGGUCAGCAGAAAGUUGACUACUAUACAGUGCGACCCCACGACCCCGGCCACCUUCGAGGUUUACUUAACGCUCAAGCAGUCCACGGCCGGGUGGAAUUCGUUUCUGCCGCAGUUCUUGAAGAAAAUAACAAGAAGCGGUGCUGUGAUGAUAAGUGCAGAAUACGCGCUUCAAAAGAAGAAGCUGUACAGAUCUUCUCUAGAUUAGAGAGUCGCUUUGUCUGGAAUUUGUGUACCUAGGUAGAAAAGACUGAGUUUUUCUAUCACAGUGAUAGGUCUAUAAGUAUAUAUAUAUCAUACAUGUCAUCAACUGCAAUUUUUUCUUAUUUAAAUCGUUUUUUAUCGAUCAUUUUGUCUCUUGAGAAAUCGUUCAUGAUUUUUAUUAUUGUGUUGUAAAGUGCAUAGUUUAUACAAAUCAAGUGAUAGUAUUUGGAAAAGAAAUAUACAUAUAUUUAAGAUAGAGAGUAAGGAGCAAUAAUCGAAAGAAUGCAUUGUGACGACCAAAACUUUCAGCGGCUUUUUCAAAAAAAGCCCCCUGAAGUUGUGAUAAGUGGUGUAAUUUAAUUUUUAUCGAGAAAGUAUUUGUUUUUUUUUUCUUUAAAAAAUAUUUUGUGAUAUUAGUUUGGUACAUUGUGCCUGAAGCGGAAUUAACAAAUUUGAAGAGACGGUUUGAUUUUUUGCGUCGCCCGAGAAAUUCAGUAUUAAGUUUUUUAAUUCUCAUUCAGGCAUUGCGUGUGAUUUGAUCUCAACGAGCGCGGUCGAAAUACAUUGACAGAUGUAGUUUUGACUAGAAUCUAAGAGUUUUGUACAUUUUCGAUGAUGUAAUUUUUAAGUUUUUAUGUUUUCUUUUUUCUAUCGCAAGCGUGAUAGUACAGGUAUCUGUACAAUGAGCUUUUUUUUAUAUAAAAAAUACGAAAAACUGUGAAAAAAAAUAAAGGUUCUUUAUUUUA